AGUGUAUCUAAGAAGCGGUAACAAUGUGAGUUUUCAUGUUUGGUUUAGCAUUUUUUGUGCUGUUACACUUUACGAUACUUAGCAAUAGUACGAGCGAGUCUGUGGGAGAGGACGAUUCGGCCUUGAUUAAAGCUUACGAGAAGGCGGUGAGGUCGUUUCGGGAGCCGGAAGCGGGAGAGGCCCCUGGGCGGGAGGGCGAGGGGGGCUCGGAGUCCGAUGGAGUCGGGGAGAGCGCAGAGGAUAUGAGCGCACAGUGGCAGGUGGGCUCCCGGUGCCGGGCGGUGUGGUCGGGCGACGGGCUGGUGUACCCCGCGGUGCUGCGCUCGGUGGCGGGCGGGCGCGGCCUGCUGCGGUUCGAGGGCUACGGCAACGAGGAGGAGGUGGAUCUGGACGCCCUCCUGCCCUGCGAGACGCACACACAGGGCUCGGAGGAAGAAGAGGACAGGACUCGCCCGGAGCUGCUGGACGCUGGCAGGAAGGGCAAGAAAGACCCGCCUGACAGGCAGCAGCGAGAGGACGCUGAGGAAGACCACGUAAGCAGCAGCACCGAGCCACCAAAAGCAGCGAAGGAGAGGGAGAAGGACAGGGCCAGGGCCUUCUGGGGAGAGAGCCGGGAUCGUGCUCAUCCCAGGAGCAGCCAGCCCUUCCUCUUCCCUCCUGCUCCUCCGGGGCAUGAUGGCUCCAUGGCUUUCCUGCCCCCACCCCCUCCCUGGGCGAGAGCCGAGGCCGCGGACGAGGACCUGGGGGCUCUCUCCAGCCUGCUCCUGUCCUGGUACCUGUGUGGCUACCACACUGGCAGCUACAUGGCCUCGAGACAGACACGGACAGCGGCAGGGAGAAAGCCCGCGAGGCCCAAGGCCACAUGGAGCCAGGGCAAGCCCACUCAGUAGAGCUGUGCUCUGCUCCAGCACUGCCCCUGCCUUCCUCGGGACGAUUGCCCACUUGCCUGUGGUUUCCACUUGUGUCCCCUGCUUCCCGUUUCACCGUCGAUUCUAUAAAGAAGCCCGUCGUAUCGUCCUUGCCACUGACAGAUUCCACCAGACACUUUCAGAGACUUCUAAGCUACAGUGCACUUGAUUGCAUUUUCUUCUUACAGAAGGGGAAUUAUGGCGGACAUCACAGUCAAACUGAACCGUUUGAGGAUGAAUGAACAAGGUUCUAGGUUUAUAAUGUACUGAUAUCACACACGAGUUGUCAGUUUUGACGGCAGGCCUGAAGGAUCUGCAAUGGGCACAAGGCAGGGUACACCCUGGGUGGGACGCCAGUGCAUUGCAGGGCACACGGACACGCUCACAUUAGAGCCAGUUUCCCCAGAAGCCAAUUAACCUACCAGAAUGGUUUUUGACAGUGAGGGGAAAACGGAGCACCCUGUGAACAUGUGGAGAACAUGCAGACUCCACACGGACAGCACCCCAGGUCUGGAAAUUGAACCCAG
Molecule: messenger RNA, 1435 nt
Organism: Lepisosteus oculatus (spotted gar)
Lineage: Eukaryota; Metazoa; Chordata; Actinopteri; Semionotiformes; Lepisosteidae
Product: survival motor neuron protein 1-like
Biological process (GO): mRNA processing
Cellular component (GO): cytoplasm; nucleus
Molecular function (GO): RNA binding
Source: RefSeq, a predicted model, not a curated record